AUGGAGCCUUACAAGCUUUAUCGAUCGGUAAACCUUGCUGCCACACACAGAGACACAUUGUCUAACGAUGCAAUAGACGCGAUGGUUGCAGUAUUUGAUGAUCUACUGUUCGCAUUUAAACGAGCUUGUGGUAUGAUACAAACUGCUGGAGUAUAA
This is a messenger RNA of Plasmopara halstedii, 156 nucleotides long. RefSeq lists its product as uncharacterized. Lineage: Eukaryota; Oomycota; Peronosporomycetes; Peronosporales; Peronosporaceae. The record is from RefSeq and is a predicted model, not a curated record. The coding region runs from base 1 to 156 and encodes 51 amino acids. The transcript is spliced from 2 exons.